AUGGGCGCCUGGGGACGAUCGCGGCUAUGGAUGAGGUGCCUCUUUCAAAGGUGCCAGGUUGCCGGCAUUGCCCACGUACCUGCUUUAGCCCGGCCAGCCCUCGAAAGAUGGGACGUCCGACCGCUUGCCGCGGUGUUGACGCUAGCGCUGACGGCAGAGCAGGCGCGGCGUGCGCAGGGCAAGGUAGGCUGUGCCUCCACCCAGCGCAUCAGCCUCGGCCAAGUCACAGAGUUCGAGGAGGCCAGUAUGCGGGAGGUGAAGAUGGAGGGAGGUGGAGCCGUGUUGGUUCACCGACAUCAGGGCGAGUUUUUCGUGACCUCGCCGGCCUGCGCCCAUUACGGGGCCCCGCUCAGGAAGGGCAUCAGCUCUGCCGGAGGUCGUGGUGGGCCGCCCACCGUCACCUGCCCACUGCAUGAUGCCACCUUCGACCUGAGAACUGGUCAGGUUGUCAGAGGACCCAGUGUGGAUGGCAUCGCAGUCUACAAGUCUGAGGUGAAGAACGGUGUCCUGUACGCAGACAUCCCGCCCGAGCUGGUUGCUGGAACCGGCAAGCACCCAAAGGUUUUGAAGCAAAUGACGAAGCGUACGUCAGCCGACCAGCGGGUGUUUGCAUUGCUCGGCGGCGGCCCAGCCUCGUUGGCUGCUGCUGAAACUUUGCGUCAGGAGGGCUUUGUGGGUCGCAUUGUCAUGCUCACUCGCGAGCCCCACUUGCCAUACGACCGUGUGCAACUUUCCAAAGCGCUGGACAAGCCAGUAGAGAAGCUUCUACUUCGGCCAGAGGGUUUCUACAAGGACUACGACAUCGAAGUCGUGCGGAACGCGUGUGUCACAAAGUUGGAUACCAAAACGCAGACCGUGCACUACACCAGCGGGGAUGCGCAGAAGGAGACUGUGCAUUUCGACAAAGUUUUGGUUGCCACAGGGGGUACGCCCCGCAAGCUCUUCGUGCCGGGUUCCGACUUGAAGAAUAUCUUCACGCUGAGGACUCCUGAAGAUGCCGCGAAGAUCGCCCAGCUGGCCAAAAAGGGCCAAAAGAUGAUUGUUGUAGGUGGCUCCUUCAUUGGCAUGGAAGUGGCGUCAUCGCUGGCUAAAAAAGGUUGCGAUGUGGCAGUGAUUGCUAUGGAGACGGUGCCCUUCGAGCGCGUGUUGGGCAAGAAAGUCGGAGCAUCCUUCGCGCGGAAGUUGCAGAAAGAAGGGGUGGAGUGGUUCGGCACAUCGCAGGUUCGCCUCUUCCGCGGCAAUGAAGCCGUGAACGGGGUGGAGCUGGAAGAUGGCGAGGUGCUGCCGGCAGACGCUGUGGUGGUUGGCGCAGGGGUGCUCCCGAACACCCGCUUCAUUGAGGGCCUGUCGCUGGACAAGAACGGGGCCAUCAUCGUGAACCCGCUUCUGCAGGCAGAGGCUUGCGAGAACCUCUUUGCAGCAGGCGAUGUCUGCGCUUAUCCUGCCGUUCGCACCGGGCAACGGGUGCGAAUUGAGCACUGGGAUGUUGCAACCCAGCAGGGCCGUGUGGCAGCGCAGAACAUGCUCGGGAAGUUCCAGCCCUUCACCACCACGCCUUUCUUUUGGUCAGGCCUGUUCGGGAACCUGAACCUCCGAUUUGUCGGGCAUGCGCCCGAAGCACUGGACCGCGUCAUCAUCGAAGGAGACGUGAGCAAUAUGGAGUUCAUCUCGUACUACACGGAAGAUGAUGAGAUCCGCGCCGUAGCAACUGUGAACAAGGAUCCUGUGGCCGUCGCCUGUGCCGAACUCAUGCGGCGUGGGCAGAUGCCGCGGGUGGCAGAGCUCAUGCUCGGCACAGUCAAUGCGGAAGUGCUGCUGCAGCGCCUCCGUGAUCUCAGUAAGGCACCAGCCCGCUGA
Messenger RNA from Symbiodinium natans, 1857 nucleotides. The record is from the annotation of a GenBank genome assembly. NCBI's taxonomy places the organism in Eukaryota, Dinophyceae, Suessiales, Symbiodiniaceae.